This is a messenger RNA of Plodia interpunctella (Indianmeal moth), 1088 nucleotides long. RefSeq lists its product as uncharacterized. The coding region runs from base 287 to 1045 and encodes 252 amino acids. NCBI's taxonomy places the organism in Eukaryota, Metazoa, Arthropoda, Insecta, Lepidoptera, Pyralidae. The transcript has 3 exons. The record is from RefSeq and is a predicted model, not a curated record.
CAGUCGUUUUGAAAAAAAUACAAAACGGGUUGCACUCCGGGAGUGCCGGCAGAAGUGAAAACUUGAAUGUUAACGUUGUGCAUUUUUUACGUCUUACGGUCUCGUGUCCUGACGCGAGUUAUAACUUUUUAUCCAUCACAAAAAGUUCACAACGCCGCUAAAGAAGUUUUCUCUUCAAAAAUUGUGGAAAAGUUUGUUUAACAUCAUCUAAUUUUAGCACAAAAGUGUUACUUUAUACAAUCAAUAACAUGAAGAAUUAAAACGUAUAUCUAAAAUUACUAAAAUAAUGCUGCCUUACUCACGUGGUAUAAUUUUGGACAACACAAACAACUAUGGAAUAGUCAAGACCGAAACUGUUUUUGGAUUUGGUCCUACGAACAAGGACAGCUUUGUAGAGGAGAGGUUUAAUAGGUCCGAACCUUUGGAGUGGUUUAUUACUCACGGCAACUUUGAAGCAAGGUCUUUGUCAGGUGAAACCGAAUCAAAGACUCUAAAUAAAAAGGCAAUAAAAACCACAACUCCUGCUCCACAACAAAAGAAAAACGACAAGAAAGUUAAAUCUAAGAAAGCAAAGCAAAGUAAAGGUCACAAGAAAAGGAAAGGCAAGGUGAAGAAAUGCAUUUACAAGAUAAUCAGGAAGAGUGAGAAGAAGAAGAACAAAGGGAGUAACAAAAUGGGGAAACCUAAGAAAUACAUUUUGCCUCUGAUUCUUGGGCUGUUUGCAGCAAAGAGUUUGCUGAUACCUGUAGCUUUGAAGGCAUUGGCGUUUCUGUCUGCUAAAGGUCUAAUGAUGGGUUUCUUUUCAACUGUCAUGGCGUCAGUCCUAAGUCUCAAAGGCAUGUUUGACCAUUCCCACGGUUACGCUAACAGAAAAGACGAUACCAAAACACAGGUAGAAAUCAUACAAGUUCCUGCCAAAACUGAAGAUCAACAUGUUUAUUACGAUGACCAUUUCAAAAGAACUGAUCUAAUGCCCGUCAAAGGAGAGUUCCUACCUUUAGACAGAGAUUUGCUUCCUAUACAUAAGUAUGGGAAUAUUAUUUAAAGAUUUUAACGUAAUGCACCCAUUAUUUAUUUUAGCUAUGUAA